AUGACUGCUGCGUGGAAAGCCGCCGGUUUGACCUACAACCGCUACUUGGCCGUCGCGGCCCGCGCCAUCCGCCGAAGCCUUAAGGAGGACAAGAGAAUUGUUGCUGAGCGACGUGCUGUCUCCGAGCUGCGAUUUGCUACCUGGAAGAACGGCAAGCCCAGUGAGACCAAGGAUCUGGCUUCUGCCAACGCCGCCGCCAUGGCCGAGAGCGCCUCUUCUUAAGCCGGACAAUGGAAAAGAAAAGCAAAGGGACGAGUUGGGCGAGAUAAUGGUGUUAUAGAUGGUGGAAAGCGACAAGAAGGCCAUGCGAUUGGGGGCUGACUUCCCAAUUGCUGGCCAUGUAAAAAUAACUAACUGCUGCAAUACAUCAUUACAUUGAGGCAA
Molecule: messenger RNA, 384 nt
Organism: Trichoderma reesei QM6a
Lineage: Eukaryota; Fungi; Ascomycota; Sordariomycetes; Hypocreales; Hypocreaceae
Exons: 3
Coding region: 1-222 (73 amino acids)
Biological process (GO): proton motive force-driven mitochondrial ATP synthesis
Cellular component (GO): mitochondrial inner membrane
Molecular function (GO): proton-transporting ATP synthase activity, rotational mechanism
Source: RefSeq, a predicted model, not a curated record